AUGGAAUACCCUGCCAAUAAACAAAUAAUUUUCGGACCUGAUUGGGACCUCAAUCGCUGGACCACCUCUGAUGACCGCGUCCGUGGUGGAUCGUCUGUGUCAAAUCUUGAGCCUACGGCGUUAGGGGUACUUUUCCACGGCAAUCUCGACAUCGAGACACUUGGUGGUGCCGGUUUUGCCUCACAGCGCACGGUCGGAAACGAACAAAUAUGGGACCUCACCGGAUACGACGGUAUUGGGCUACACAUUGUUCCCUUAGACGGAAAUCGAUACACCUUCUCCCUCACAGACGAAAUCCCACAACACAGGCCAGAUGGUCGUGAACAAAGUGCUCUUGUCUGGGAAUAUGAUUUUUGCGCUAGUGAGACAGGGCGCGAAGUGCGUCUGUCAUGGAAGGAUCUGAAGCCGACAUAUCGGGGGAAGCCAGUAGAUGAUGCCAGGCCAUUGGACUUGUCGCACGUAAGGAGGUUUCGGAUCAUGAUUCGGAGUUUCUUUGGGGCACAGCAAGGCGACUUCAGCCUAAACAUUCAAUCCAUCGGAGCGUUCCGCGAGACCUACCUUGAUAACCCUAGUGUCACGAAGGAGUCUAUUGGCCGUGGUGACGAGCAAGCGGAAACAAAGAAAACUCAGGAGAAGAAAAGCUGGCCUCCGAAUUGUUGCCCAUCCUGA
Messenger RNA from Penicillium verrucosum, 669 nucleotides. Its product is annotated as CIA30 family protein. Bases 1 to 669 code for a protein of 222 amino acids. The record is from RefSeq and is a predicted model, not a curated record. Gene Ontology annotation, biological process: NADH dehydrogenase complex assembly. NCBI's taxonomy places the organism in Eukaryota, Fungi, Ascomycota, Eurotiomycetes, Eurotiales, Aspergillaceae. The transcript is spliced from 2 exons.